Juglans microcarpa x Juglans regia is the source of this 3085-nucleotide messenger RNA. RefSeq names its product ubiquitin-like domain-containing protein CIP73. The transcript is spliced from 17 exons. Gene Ontology annotation, molecular function: misfolded protein binding; polyubiquitin modification-dependent protein binding. NCBI's taxonomy places the organism in Eukaryota, Viridiplantae, Streptophyta, Magnoliopsida, Fagales, Juglandaceae. The coding region runs from base 250 to 2880 and encodes 876 amino acids. The record is from RefSeq and is a predicted model, not a curated record. Gene Ontology annotation, cellular component: BAT3 complex.
AUUGCUUUUAAUACGUCCCAAAGUUUCCUGCUUUUUGGUGCUCCAACCUCGUAAACCAGAGUAAAGCUCGUCUCUUUUUGCUUACUCACCAAGUUAUCUACUUUUUCAGUGAUCAAUAGUUAAGUACAGCCCACUCUCAGCUUCCUCUCAUCUCCGAUUUUCGAUUCAUUUCCCAGCCAUCCACACACCCAGCGAGGAUUGUCUGAGUACAUUCUUUUGGUUUUGGACGUCAGUUUCUGUUGAUAUAGCAUGGCAGAUCAGUACUCCAAUGAAGGUUCCAGAACUGGAAAUGUUUCUGGGGAAAGCUCAGAUUUGACUGUUCAGCUCAAUAUCAAGACUCUUGAUUCCCAGGUCUACAGUUUUCAAGUGGACAAAAAUAUGCGUGUUUCGUUGUUUAAGGAGAAAAUAGCUAAUGAAACUGGCGUCCCAGUUGGUCAGCAACGGCUGAUUUUCAGGGGAAGGGUCUUAAAGGAUGAUCAUCUUCUCUUGGAUUAUCAUGUGGAGAAUGGGCAUACCUUGCAUUUAGUGGAGAGGCAGCCAUCACAGGCACAACCUUCUUCUGGUGCAGGUUCUGGAGAGGCAGCUGGGAGUAAUGGUAGCAGAGGGAGUGAUCCUAGUACCGGCAACCCUCGUAAUCGCAUUGGGCAAAUUUCACACAGUGUAGUUCUUGGGACCUUUAAUGUUGGGGAGCAGGCUGAAGGCGUUGUUCCGGACCUUUCCCGGGUUAUUGGGGCUGUUCUGAAUUCUAUAGGACUUGGCGGCCAGACUACAACUGUUGGUACUAGUGGCACACAGUCUUCUACUUUGCCAAAUGAUGCUGGCCAGGCUCCUCGAGGAAAUGAAACAGAAGGGAUACGUGGCAAUGUUGGAAUUCAGAUCCAAGCAGGAAAUCAAGCACAGUCUGGGCAGGCAUUUUCUGGUCAUCCAUUCCAAUCUUUACCUCAAGUCGUGCAAAUCCCUUUGGCUACAGCAGCAGCACCUGUUCCUUCCCUUCAUGUGCCUAUUCCUGAUUCUCUGAGUACUCUUUCCGAGUUUAUGAAUCACAUGGAGCAAACAUUUUUGCAAAAUGGGUAUCAGCCGAAUCCAUCUUCAACCAAUGCUGGUGACCCACCGAGGGUGGAAUUACCUUCCAAUGCGCAGGGGUUGCGUACGCCUGAAGCAUUGAGCAUUGUCCUACGCCACGGGCAACGACUUCUUGGUGGUCAAGCAGCUGCUGCGCUAUCUCAUAUUGCAGUACGCUUGGAGCAAGAGGGAUCUUCUUCUGAUACCACAAUAAGGGCCCAAUUACAGGCAGAGUCAAUACAAUUAGGGCUUGCAAUGCAACAUUUAGGUGCUUGGCUUCUUGAGCUUGGUCGCACAAUUUUGACACUGCGAAUGGGACAGUCUCCAGCGGAAUCUGUUUUGAAUGCAGGACCUGCAGUUUACAUAUCUUCAUCAGGGCCUAAUCCUAUAAUGGUUCAGCCUUUUCCUCAUCAAACCAGCUCCUUCUUUGGUGGUUCUGUUCCUCAAUCAAAUCCCGGCCCUGUUGGUAUAGGGAUUACUCCAAGGCACAUUAACAUUCAUAUACAUGCUGGUACUUCGCUUGCGCCAAUUGUUUCUGCAGUUGGUACAAGGGCCGGUAGUGCAGAAGUAAUGCAGGGAGAACGUCAGAACGGUGCUGGUUCUGGUGAUUCCAGUGCAACAAGGGUGCUACCUACAAGAAGUGUCAAUCCAGUGGUUGGCGCAUCACAUCCUAGUGGUCUUGCAGGUUCUGGUUUUGACUCUGUUUCACUAUCAUCUGUUACGGUGAUCCUAUUUCUGUUUUUUCUGUUUUUAUUAUUGGAAUCUUGUGCUGAUUUAUUGAUUAACCAACUCGACCAAUUGAGUAAUAUUAAUGCUUUAACUGGCUUGAAAGAUGUUUCUGCCUCCUCUGGAACUUCUCUGAGUUGUUUAAGUGGAGGAACUGAAGCAAAGUCUGACUUUCCUCAGGAAACUACUCUCAGAUCUGAUCAGAAGCAUGAUACAACUGAGGGUGCCAAAGCUGUUCCGCUUGGUUUAGGGCUGGGAGGUUUGGAACGUAAGAGGCGAGGCAUGCAGCAAAAGUCAAAGGUCAUGGGUGGUGAUAGGGGGACCACUAGUACUUCUGAUGAUCAGAAUCAGCAGAUAAGAAAAAGCGGCCAACAGAUUUUGCAGUCUCUAGCAUCUCGUAGCUCUGUUGUAAAUAAUAUGAAUGCAAAUGAACGGUCCCCAGAGCAGCUACCCUCUCCAAUUGAUAUGGCAGGUCUGAUGUCUCAGGUCAUGCAAACUCCUUCAUUGAAUGGUUUGUUGACUAGUGUUUCAGAGCAAGCUGGGGUUGGCUCUCCUGAUUUCUUGAGGAAUGUGUUGCAACAGCUCUCUCUGAGCCCCCAGAUGAGGAACACAGUCAGUCAAGUUGUUCAACAGGUUGAUAGCCAAGAUCUUGGAAGCAUGUUUGCUGGGCUUGGAAGAGGCCAAGGUGGUGGCCUUGAUUUGCCUAGGAUGUUCCAACAGAUGAUGCCCGUUGUUUCCCAAGUCCUCAGAGGUGGAUCAACCCACUCUCAGUUUUUUCCUGCCAUGGAAGCUGAAGCCCAACCGCACUAUAAUGAGCCAAGGAUGGGCAAUGAUGACAAACAAAAUGAACAAAACUUCCAGACCAAUCUCCAACAAGUGGCUCAGAGGAUUGAGCGACUGAAUCCACCCGGAAAUGUUUUCCAUUCUGUAGUUGAAAAUGCAGCUCAGUUAUCUGGCAGAAGUGGUUCUGAAGAUCUUAUUAAUGAAUUGUGCAGCGAUGAAGGUCUUGCUAACGAAUAUAUGGAGAUGUUGCACCGUGAUGUUCAUCAACGACUUCAUGGCGAGUCUAGGCCGGACAACUGCUCACCAUAGGUUUUGCUGGUAAUUAUUGAAUCUACUAGGGGUUUAUUUGCAGUUACUUGGCGUCUUUGUACAAUGUAGGUUUGUUAUAUGGUUUGCUUUUGAUUUAUAGUUGAUAUAUUUUGUUAAGAGUCACUUAUCUGGUUCAUAGUUGUAUCAAAUUACUAUCACAAAUUAUUGAGUUGAUAAUAUUUUAAGACCAAAGGGAUAUUAUGCA